CAUGGCAGCCGGGUUGUUAGUCACCGCUCUUAACCAGGAAAAUUUGGUUACGUUAUAAAUUCUUAAUGUUCUAAUAACUCCGGGUGUAAUUAAGAGAGGCCCAGCCAUUAGACAAUUUUCCCGUCACGUCAUGUGAUCCCACAAAAUAACAAGAAACCGGCAAAUUGACAUCACGUAGAACUAGCGAAAACUUUGAAAAGUUUUGCCAGUCCGAACACAAACCAAGGAUUAGGCUACUUGUGGUUGUUAGGCCUAUAUUAGCGCUGGUUAGGCAUGGCAAGGCAAUUGAGAAAAGCGCGCUUGUGCUAGUCUAAACUAAUGUAGCUGUUUUUUUUAUGUACAAAAUAUGUAUUCAUAGAAAAAAAUAUACAUGAAAUGAUUUCAGGAACUAGUAAAUCACGGGCUUGUGGCAGUAGCCUACGUCUGCUUUACGGACUUGCAGGAUUACCUUCUCUUCCAAACAAUUGAUCUGUUGCGUUUUUAAGUUCUGUUAAAUACGGUAGGGCCUACAUGCCUACAAUGUGUAUUCGUACUAGUUUACCUCACGUUUCAUUACUGUGCGCACGGGGCGGUAGUUUCCACUUCACCAGUGGCUGUUACGCUUCACGAGGCCACACAGUGGCGCUCUAUCCACGUAAAACGGCCUAGUUUCAUACAUUACAAUGAAUAUGGAUCGAUUCAAUAUUAGGCCUACUUAAUGUUGCAAAACAGUGAACAGAGCUAGAGCUAACGACUGAGCUUAUAAAAUUAGUUUCGGGACAGAUGAAUACGGAUAGUCUGUCUGUGACAUGGCUAAGCAGGACUUUUCCAAGUGCCCAAAUUGUGUGUGUGUGUCUUGUGUUCGAGUUGUAUUGCGCAAAUGAGCUAAUACGACGCGAGGUUAUGAUUGAGGUAAAGACAUAGCAAGUGUUCAGACACAGCAAGAACAGUCGUUGCUCAUACUGUGCAUAGUCGGCGUUUAAUCACUCCAUGUGCCACCUCCUUAAAUUAAUUAUAAGAAUGCUAUUGGGUAUCUGGUCAAACCCUUAGGGACACGUAGAUGCAGCAAGCACAUCUGUGGCUUGAAAUAAGAAACCUGGGUUGCAGAUAGGUGUCGUGGGGUGGGUCGAGUUCAGGCGGGGGAAAGGGGCAGGAAGGACAAGAGAGACAUUCUUUCGUGAAGGACAGAUGAAAAGAGCAGUGAAAUAUAGAAACCAACUGCGAAGUGUCGGCGCUGACAUCUCCACCAACGGACAAUAAAUGAAGAUCAACUCUAUCCAUGGAGUGGGGAGCGCGCGCCUUCCAGCCUAGCCUGUGUGCGGGAGAUGUCCAGAGCGUGCGUUCAGAGAGAGAAUGCAUCUCGCCUCGACAGUAUGUCUAACGGAGGAACGCCGCCUGUUGCUGUCGCCGAGACACGAAAUAUGAAUUCAACGUGUGGAUAUGAAUCUUGAAUGGAAAGUUUUCAGUCCAUCCGAAAGGGUUUUACACCCUGUUUGAGGCGCGCACUAGUGAUGGAUUAUUUUUUCAGGCGAAAUAGAGUUUUUAAGACUCUCCUAACUUUAACCCUCAUUUUUGCCACUCUGCUGAUGAUACAAAUAUUCAAGGUUCUUGAAAGCAACAUGAAGGAAAUAAGUUUGGACGUUAAAAGCAGUUGGUGCGGACCCGAGUGUCAGUUAUUUAAGGGAAAAUCCUCCAACAAGUCUCCCGCUGGUAAUUACUCUCCGCCGGCUCAGGUCGAGGACUCGGAUGCAGCUCGUUUUAUCGUUACUAAGCCCAGCCUGGCAUCUUGGGACGUGGAUGUGAUCAACUGUACAGAAGAUCCUUCCGUGCGGAAUAAAGAUUGGUUUCGACGACUGGACCCGAGGUUUCAUCAGUUUGUGCUUCACAGGCAUUGCCGAUAUUUUCCCAUGCUGAUUGACCACCCGGAGAAGUGCCGAAGUGGAGACGUGGAUCUACUUAUUGUGGUAAAGUCAGUUAUCGAGCAGCACGACAGGCGAGAGGCCGUGCGUAAGACCUGGGGUAACGAACAGGUAAUCGAUAACAUGAGAAUCAAAACUUUGUUUCUCUUAGGCAGCCCAUCAACUGGUAAGGAUGCGAAAAACUUGCAGAAGCUGUUGGAAUAUGAGGAUAAGAUAUAUGGAGACAUUUUACAGUGGGAUUUUAUGGACACCUUUUUUAACCUCACACUAAAAGAGGUGAAUUUUCUUAAAUGGUUCCACAUUCACUGUUCCAAGGUUCAAUUUAUCUUCAAAGGGGAUGACGACGUUUUUGUGCAAACACAGAACUUGGUGGAACUUAUCGGUUUUAAGAUAGAGGAGAGCAAAGCUGAGAACCUAUUUGUAGGGGACACAAUUGCUAAAGCCAUACCCAUCCGAAACCGCCAAAGCAAAUAUUAUAUCCCCAAAGAACUAUUUGAUAAACCCUACCCGCCAUACGUGGGGGGAGGAGGGUUUCUUAUGUCAGCGCAGUUGGCCCGAAGACUGUUUGUGAUCUCCGAGGGCCAGGAGCUAUACCCCAUAGACGACGUGUUUCUCGGUAUGUGUUUACAAAAGCUGCACCUUGCGCCGGAGAUGCACCCAGGCUUCAGGACUUUCGGGAUUAUGAAGCACAGAAAGAACAGUCCCAUGAACAGCGAGCCCUGCUUCUUCAAGCACCUCAUCGUCAUCCACAAACUCACACCACAGGAGCUGCUCAGAAUGUGGGAUAUAGUGAAUAACGAUAACCUCAUAUGCGCCAAAAGGAAUAUCUUGUGGCUGCGUUGGUGAGCUGAAGGGACUAUAUUACCCGGACAAGGUCACUUUUGAAUGACCGAGAAACACGUAACCAACCAGUGCGUAUCCUGGACACCACCUUGUCAGAACUAUGUCGCACUUAAGAGCACAAAUCAUUCACUGUUCAUCACAGAGCUGGCCUUCUGUAGUCAAUACAGUUAUUAGAUAAGCGAUCUCCUGGAUCAAUGCCACUGGAAGUUUUGUUAGAAAGAAAGCUCAAUGUUUAAAACUAUGAAAAUCAAACACAACUGUGAUAAAUGUUUUAUGAUGAAGCAUUUUCUCUGAACACACACACACACACACGGCUAUGAUGAUGGUGUGAGGAACAAAUGUGCUGAAAUGGCGGUUCACCCCUUUCUCCAGGUUAAAGGGAACAAAUGGAUAUGUGUCUGAUGAAUCGCCUAUUUGUUCUGGUGAAAAAUACACUAGUUUAUUACGAAAUGAGGCACAGACAUCAAAAGAAACCAAAGAGGACUUGAUCUUACGAUGUGACAGAACCACUGGACUGUAAGUCAGGCUGAACAGGUGAUGGUUUGACAGACCUGGCGGUAUCUGACGGCGUUGUGGUUUCUGUGCUGAUGUUGAUGAAGUAAUAAAUGUGUUUUUCUUCUGUA
Messenger RNA from Clupea harengus (Atlantic herring), 3364 nucleotides. It is a transcript of the gene b3gnt7l, whose product is annotated as UDP-GlcNAc:betaGal beta-1,3-N-acetylglucosaminyltransferase 7, like. Gene Ontology annotation, cellular component: Golgi membrane. Gene Ontology annotation, biological process: protein O-linked glycosylation; poly-N-acetyllactosamine biosynthetic process. The record is from RefSeq and is a predicted model, not a curated record. NCBI's taxonomy places the organism in Eukaryota, Metazoa, Chordata, Actinopteri, Clupeiformes, Clupeidae. Gene Ontology annotation, molecular function: UDP-glycosyltransferase activity; hexosyltransferase activity.